UUAGCCUUAAGUUGGUUUCUUUUCUUCAUUUUAGAACGUGCUACCGACAGUGGAAAUUUAGCUGUAGAUUGGACAAUUGUUUUGGAAAUAUGUGAUGCUCUAGGUGAAACCGAUGAAGGACCACGAGAUGCGAUUCGGGCUAUUCGAAAACGUUUGACAUCCUCAGCUGGAAAGGACCACAUCAGCAUCUGGUAUACCCUCAUUCUUAUUGAGGCCUGUCUCAAAAACUGUGGACGUCGUUUUCAAGCUCAAGUCGCCAAUCGUGAUUUCCUUCACGACCUCAUUAAGGUUCUACUCCCUAAACACAAUCCUCCCAUUCAACUCCAAACAAAGAUUCUUUAUAUGAUUAAGGUGCGGUUUCCAAUAUUUUUUUAA
Molecule: messenger RNA, 375 nt
Organism: Rodentolepis nana
Lineage: Eukaryota; Metazoa; Platyhelminthes; Cestoda; Cyclophyllidea; Hymenolepididae
Source: the annotation of a GenBank genome assembly